Elaeis guineensis (African oil palm) is the source of this 2406-nucleotide messenger RNA. RefSeq lists its product as uncharacterized. The record is from RefSeq and is a predicted model, not a curated record. NCBI's taxonomy places the organism in Eukaryota, Viridiplantae, Streptophyta, Magnoliopsida, Arecales, Arecaceae.
UUCUACUUUUCUUUCCCCUCUUAUUACCCUUUUUUAUGUUUUUUAUCUUCCUUGCUCUUCCCUGGGGUUUUUGUGGGAGACAGAACACACAGUAGAAACAGGCAACUUUCUCUCUCUCUCUCUCUCUCUGGCGAUAGCGAUGGCGAUUGUUAGCAGCUUAAGCCCAUCGCCGACCUCCUCCUGAUUCCCGCUAUUCGCCUCCAAGUCAUCUAUCUUUCGACUCCUAUCGGCUUACACAGGUGGGGAAGUCUAUAUUGUUGAACCAGGGAGAUAAAAUCUUACCAGAAUAUGAUUAAGCACCAUGAUGCCUGCUGGAUAUAGGAAGGUGUAGGGCUGCAAGCGACUCGGGUUGGGUCAAGGAUAGGCAAAACCUAAAUCCAAUCCAUAUUUGGAUUGGGCUAAAAGGCUGAACUCAACCUAAUCCAAUUUCAUUCAGCUUGGACUGGAUCGGAAUUUUAUCAUUCUAUCGGCUUUUUUGGGGUCAAAUCAGGUUCUGCCUACAAAGUGCUUGAAGAGAAGUAUACUGUGAGAUGGUACUUUGGUUGUAAAUUCGGCCUCAUGAUAAUAAUGUCAUUGAAUACUAGAGCUCAACUUUGAUCCUUUGGACUACAGAAGAUAUUUGGCAUUUCAUCUGCUGACAUCUAGUGGAGCAAAUUUGAGAAAGCUUGAUGGGUUCCAGAUUCCCAUCGCAUCAGCUCAGCAAUGGCCUGUAUGUUUCAGGCCGGCCAGAGCAACCCAAGGAGAAGCCUCCAACAAUGAGCUCUACAGCCAUGCCAUACACAGGUGGAGAUAUUAAAAAGUCUGGAGAGCUUGGAAAGAUGUUUGAUCUUCAUGUGGAGAAGUCAAGAAAAUCUGGGCCACUUAAUAAUGCUCCUUCAAGGAAUACAUCAUUUGGUGGUGCAGCUUCACACUCAGGACCUAUCAUGCCUAAUGCUCCUGGUCGCUCUAGCUACUCCUCUGGUACUCUUUCAUCUGCAGUCCCGGUCACUGGAGGCUCAAACAGACAAAAAUCCAAUUCUGGACCACUUAACAGACAUGGAGAUCCCAUUAAGAAGUCAUCUGGUCCUCAGUCUGGAGGGGUCACCCCGAUGGCUCGCCAAAAUUCUGGCCCCCUUCCACCAAUUCUUCCUGCUACGGGGCUAAUCACAUCUGGACCAAUUUCUUCAGGGCCACUCAAUUCAUCUGGCGCCCCUCGAAAAGUAUCUGGUCCUCUGGAUGCUACUGGGUCAAUGAAGUUACAUAGCAUCUCCAUUGCUCAUAACCAGGCUGUCACCAAUCUCAGCCAGGAGGUCGAAACUUCAUUCAAGGGGAGCUUGCCCAAGCCAAUAUUGUGGUCUGUUGUUCUGCUGUUUGUGAUGGGGUUUAUUGCAGGUGGUUUCAUUCUUGGUGCUGUUCACAAUGCCAUUCUCCUCAUCGUUGUUGUGGUUAUAUUUGGUGCGGUUGCUGCUCUUUUCAUUUGGAAUCGGUGUUGGGGAAGGAGAGCAAUCAUUGGAUUCAUUGGCCGCUAUCCUGAUGCUGAACUUAGAACUGCAAAAGAUGGUCAAUAUGUUAAAGUCUCUGGGGUUGUUACAUGCGGAAAUGUCCCCCUGGAGUCAUCAUUUCAGAAGGUUCCUAGAUGUGUGUAUACAUCUACUAGUUUAUAUGAAUACAGGGGUUGGGACUCGAAGGCUGCCAAUUCCAGGCACCGACGUUUUACCUGGGGACUGAGGUCAUUGGAGAGGCAUGUGGUUGACUUUUACAUAUCUGAUUUUCAAUCCGGAUUAAGAGCCUUGGUCAAGACAGGCUAUGGUGCAAGGCUUGCCCCAUAUGUGGAUGAGUCCGUUGUUGUUGACAUCAACCCAAACAACAAAGAUUUGUCUCCUGAAUUCCUCAGGUGGUUGCGGGAGAGGAACCUUUCAAGUGAUGAUCGUGUAAUGCGCCUGAAAGAAGGGUACAUCAAAGAGGGCAGCACUGUUAGCGUAAUGGGGGUUGUCCAAAGGAAUGACAACGUGCUUAUGAUAGUUCCUCCCUCGGAGCCCUUUUCCACGGGAUGCCAGUGGGCGAAGUGUAUACUCCCAGCAAGCCUUGAUGGAAUAGUUUUGAGAUGUGAGGACACUUCAAAGAUCGAUGUCAUCCCAGUUUAGUGGAUACAGCAGUUGGGUUCACAUUGUGGGGUAGUUAUGUAUGUCAACUCCAGUAUUUGUUUGUUGGCUGUUGGCAUUGGCAGUGUCUGAAAUGAUGAUGGUGAUCUAUCAUGGAUUAAGAUGGAGGUGCUGUUUUCCUUGUGUUCGAUUGUAUAGCUUUUAUGUGUUUUCCACCUUUUUGUUUGUUAAGCUUGAAUACUUUUGUAACAAGGUUGGUUUGGUCAGUAUAAUAGAGGGGAUCUUUGUUGUGUUGGAAGAGAAGGAUAAAGUGGCAUUUGGUUUA